Messenger RNA from Rhodamnia argentea, 1042 nucleotides. Its product is annotated as CASP-like protein 4A2. NCBI's taxonomy places the organism in Eukaryota, Viridiplantae, Streptophyta, Magnoliopsida, Myrtales, Myrtaceae. The coding region runs from base 67 to 963 and encodes 298 amino acids. The record is from RefSeq and is a predicted model, not a curated record. The transcript is spliced from 3 exons.
UUCUGCUCUCUCAUAUAAUCCCUCCGAAAGAGAUCGCCAUGAAAGCCAAAGCCAAACCCCUCAGCCAUGAAGAAGAAACCUUCGCUCUCCUCUUCCCGGGACUCGGACUCGCCGACUCACCCACCCGAGUCGCCCCACUCCCCACUCCGCUUCCACUCCCCUCUCCGCUCCGACCUCGGCGACCCGGCCGACACCCCUCCCUACGCCUCCCCCGCCGCCUCCCCCCACAAUCCCCCGCCGCCGAAGCCCGCCUCCCCGGCCGCCGACGAGCUCGCGCAGCUGUCUCCCCUCCCCACCCCUUGGCCGGAUGCCCGGAAGGCCCCGCCUCCGCCUUCGCCGCCGGACAAGGGAUCCGCCGGGGACACGGAGGGAUCGGAUGAGUCGCCGGCGGUGGUGCUCAGCAGGGCGAUGCGGGACGAGAGGGAGGCUCCGGCGACGAGGUUGGGUGGAGGAGGAGCGAGGGCGGCGCCGGUGACGAGGCUGAGGAGGCCGAGGACCUGGGAGAGGUUGAAGCGAACGGCCUUGUGCUUUAGGGUUUCGGAGGUGGUCCUUUGCAUGAUCUCUUUCUCGGUCAUGGCUGCUGAUAAGACUAAGGGGUGGAGCGGUGAUUCUUACGAUCGCUACAAGGAGUACAGGUAUUGCUUGUCGGUGAAUGUUAUUGCUUUUGUCUAUGCUGGCUUUCAAGCUUGUGAUCUGGCCUUCCACUCGAGCACUGGCAAGCACGUCAUCCGCGACCAAUUCCGUUAUUACUUUGAUUUCUUCAUGGAUCAGAUUCUGGCAUAUCUUCUAAUAUCGGCAUCAUCUUCAGCGGCAACGCGCGUCGACGACUGGAAAGCAAAUUGGGGGCGGGAUAAGUUCACGGACAUGGCCGGGGCUUCCAUCGCCAUGUCCUUCUUGGCCUUUAUGGCUUUUGCCACGAGUUCCCUCAUUUCCGGCUACAACCUAUUCACCCAUUAUCUCUGAUCUGGGGAAGCUUGAUUCAUACCACUGGUUCUCCAAGUUAUGGGGGGGAAUUAGUUAUAGAGGAAAUUCUUUUUCCCGA